AUGCACCCAGAAUCACAAGUACAGCCACAUGGCUGGGCCUCUCUCGAGGAGAGGUAUGAGGUGAUGAAGGAGAUUGGUGACGGCAGCUUCGGCAGCGUCGCCCUUGCACGCGUUCGAACUGCUGGUUCUCACAUUGCACGUCGCGGCACUUUGGUCGCCAUCAAGACAAUGAAGAAGACUUUCGAUUCAUUUUCAAGCUGUCUGGAGUUGCGGGAAGUCAUCUUCCUGCGAUCGCUACCACCGCACCCCCACCUUGUGCCAGCACUGGACAUCUUCCUGGACCCCUAUAGCCGGCGGCUUCACAUCGCCAUGGAGUUCAUGGAUGGCAACCUCUACCAGCUCAUGAAGGCCCGAGACCACAAGCCAAUGGAUGCGCAUAGCGUGAAGAGUAUCCUCUUCCAGAUAUUGUCUGGCCUGGAACACAUCCAUGACCGCGAGUUCUUCCAUCGUGACAUCAAGCCGGAGAACAUCCUUGUUUCAACAUCACAGCAAAACGACUCAUCGCAUCCCUUCCGCAGGUACUCGGCAAUGAUGACCCCCCCUUCGACCCCACCAGUCUACACCAUCAAGAUUGCCGAUUUCGGUCUUGCAAGAGAGACUCACUCUAAGCUGCCCUACACUACAUAUGUUUCCACUCGAUGGUACCGUGCGCCCGAAGUGCUCCUGCGAGCCGGUCAGUACUCUGCACCUGUCGAUAUCUGGGCAGUCGGUGCGAUGGCUGUUGAGAUUGCGACGCUCAAGCCCCUCUUCCCCGGUGGAAAUGAGGUUGACCAAGUCUGGAGGGUCUGCGAGAUCAUGGGUAGCCCGGGAGGCUGGGUCAACAAGCACGGCCAGCGAGUUGGUGGUGGUGAGUGGAAAGAAGGUGUCAGGCUGGCACAGAAGCUGGGCUUCUCUUUCCCCAAGAUGGCCCCGCACUCAUUAGACACCAUUCUCCAAACACCACAAUGGCCUGCCAGUUUGGCCCAGUUUGUCACAUGGUGUCUCUUGUGGGACCCCCGUGCAAGACCUACUUCCCGCCAGGCUCUUGAUCACGAGUACUUUCAGGACGCAGUCGACCCCCUGCGACUCAAGUCAUCUUCUUCCCGACUAUUGGGCCGCAAAGGAUCCGAGAUCUCUGGAAAGGAUUCUCCAGAGGCCUCCCCCAAGCUCACAUCCAAGACCUCUUCAUGGCUCCGACGCUCGUUGGUAGCUCGCGAGAGUGCACCAGCAGUCCCACAGCACAGCACCGUGCAGACGAUAUCACCUGCGGCAUCCCCUGCACAUGUGAAUUCCGGCGAUGUGAGUGGGGCGACUAAGCCUCGUCCUGCUGCCACUAAGCGAGCUACGUGGACGAACGGGGCUUCUAACAAUGGCGCGCCUAUCCCCAUUCUACCUUCCAUCAAGCCGAUUUCCCCACUUUCGGCUGAAGUUACUGCACAAGCCAAUGUUCGUGCUGCCAACGAUGAGUUGGCCGCGAAGAAGAUUGGCCGACAGCUUUCUGUCGCCUCGCACGGCAACCACUACGCAGACGUGCAUCGUCAAGAAGCAGAACGCGCAUUGAACGGUCAGUCAGAGGUUACCUCUCCGGCCGGACACAAGGAAGGGUUCUUCUCACACCUCAGGAAGCGCGCUCGCCGCCUUUCUGGACGCUACCAGACCCCUAUGUCGCCAAACUCGGAUGACAUCGAGGCCAAUGCUGGAUGUGCUCCUUGGGCGACGAAUAGCGCGAGGCAGUCUUUGAUCAUGGACCCGGCUCAAGGUGCUGCAUCCUCCUCAACCUCGGACUUCUCUGAGCUCGACAAGGCGUUGCAACACGUACGAGAUAGCGUCGAGGCGCACUCACACCAGACUGCGUCGAUGAAGAGCUCACGUGUUGCGUCAAACCCUAUGCUCAAACGCCAUCAUUCUGUCCCUCACGGACCCGAGCCGAGGACUGGUGAGAACGGAGUCAACGCGCCAAUUUCGAGCAGGACACGCCGAGCACUCCAGAACAAGUCUAACCCUUCUAACCGAUAUGAGACUCCCAACGAGGAGGAGGAGCUACUCAGUGAGGUGCUUGCAUCCACACACAAGGCUGCGAAGAAUCUCGAUAGCCAGAAGCAAUCUGCCGCUGCCGGGUCCUAUCUAACGCCCUCGCCAUCGGCCAAGCGCAACAGCGUGAACUUUGACCAGUCCGAGUACAUGACACCAAGCAAGCCUGUAGAUAUCUCAAAGAACCUGGCCAAGAACAACGACCCUGUGUCAAAGUGGCCCACACCUCCGUACGAUUCGGACUGGGCCUCUAGCGUCGCCGCCAGCCUCAUGGCGGCACAAACCCGUCAUCGAUGAUAUCCAACCUGCCGGGACCCAUACUUCUUUUCGCCUUGCCUUCGCUGCAUGCUGUUUCACCCGUAUAAUUGUAAUUUGGGUCACCGCACCCGCUCGUUGUCGCUUCCUAUACGACCGUACGACAUUGAGCUCUCCCGUCUGGAACGGUGCACGAUUACAGAAAGAUAGACACAGACGCUACGCGCUACAAAGCCCUCAAAAGCAAGCGCGUCUAUGGGACGGUGUUCUUGGCGUCACGAGCAUCUCCGUCCUUCGCGCAUCCACCAUCAUUUGUCAUCUCGCAACAUUGCGUUGCCCUUUCCAAUAUCAGAUCCACAUUCGCUCUGUAACACUACAUACUUUUCCUUUUACUGAGUCAUCUUUGGGCGGCAUCUUACUCCGGGACUUAAGGCGGGAGUGUUCUAUUUCGCGGGAAAUUGUUGAUACCUUACAAGUUAUUCCGGUCGACCACAAGGACUGUCCGUGUCGAUAAACAUCUCAGGGUCUGGCCGUGCUUCAGUUUCGGAAUCUUUUGGCGCCUCCCCAUCGUUGAGGGGUUGUAGGCGCUACUACCUGUCAUACCAUACUAGACCGAGUUUUUUUCUUUCAAGCGCUUCAUUUCGUUGGCGGAUACCCCAAUUUGAGCUGGCGACUACAUUAUACCUACCAUCUAGUAGUAUUAUCCUUGUUGGUUAAAGGGAACGGAAAAGGGAGGAACCCUGUUUUUUCUUCUUGGAAUACCUUGGAGGUGUGCAUAGAUGGAAACGGCGGUGGGUUGGUGGACCCGGUGUGGUCGUUGUAAGACAUAGUUUUGAGCGAUCAACUGGCCUCUACUCUCUCUCCUUGCGUUUACAUCUGGUUUUACAAUGCGAAAACUCUUUUUUUU
This is a messenger RNA of Pyrenophora tritici-repentis Pt-1C-BFP, 3172 nucleotides long. Its product is annotated as SPS1, Serine-threonine protein kinase. Lineage: Eukaryota; Fungi; Ascomycota; Dothideomycetes; Pleosporales; Pleosporaceae. Gene Ontology annotation, biological process: intracellular signal transduction; protein phosphorylation. Gene Ontology annotation, cellular component: nucleus; cytoplasm. The record is from RefSeq and is a predicted model, not a curated record. Gene Ontology annotation, molecular function: protein serine/threonine kinase activity; ATP binding.